CGUAACGUACUACGUCAUUUAUACAGCGGCGUCAACAUUUUACGUAUUGUUCCGGGCAAACAACCUAGUCCAAAGCAGUCAAACAUGGGACACACCAGUUUGGAUAAGAUCAAAGCACUACAGAAGAAUCCAGCCAACGUCAGGAACCUGUGCAUUCUGGCACACGUGGACCAUGGCAAAACAACUCUGGCAGAUAGCUUGGUGGCCAGCAAUGGCAUUAUAUCAAGUCGCUUAGCCGGAAAGCUGAGGUACCUGGACAGCCGGGAGGAUGAGCAGAUCCGAGGGAUCACGAUGAAGUCCAGCGCCAUCUCACUGCACUAUGCUUCUGGGGAGAAGGACUACCUGAUAAACUUGAUUGACUCUCCGGGCCAUGUGGACUUCUCGUCUGAGGUGUCCACCGCCGUCAGACUAUGUGAUGGGGCCAUUGUCAUCGUAGAUGCUGUGGAGGGAGUUUGUCCACAGACCCAAGCAGUGCUGCGUCAGGCAUGGCUGGAGAACAUCAGGCCUGUGCUGGUGAUCAACAAGAUUGACCGGCUCAUCAUGGAGCUGAAGCUCACCUCUCAGGAAGCCUACACACACCUGCAGAAGAUUCUAGAACAGGUGAACGCAGUGACAGGCUCUCUGUUUACCUCCAAAGUGCUGGAGGACCGCGCGGUGAAAGAGGAGCGGGCGGAGGAAGAUAAGGAGGAGGGGGACAUCGAGCCUGCUGAGUGUCCCGGGUCAGAGCAGGUGUACGACUGGAGCGCCGGGCUAGAGGAUUCGGAUGACUCCCUGCUCUACUUCUCUCCAGACCAGGGGAAUGUGGUCUUCGCCAGUGCCAUAGACGGAUGGGGCUUCAGUAUCCAGCAGUUUGCCCAGAUCCACAGCCAGAGGAUGGGCAUCAGGGCUGAGGUGUUCCUGAAGACUCUCUGGGGAGACUUCUACCUCAACUCUAAAGCCAAGAAGAUCAUGAAGGGAGCUCACGCCAAAGGAAAGAAGCCUCUGUUUGUUCAGCUUGUCCUGGACAACAUAUGGAGUUUAUAUGACGCUGUUGUUACCAGACGAGACAAGGAGAAGAUAGAGAAGAUGAUGAUGUCACUAGGUGUUAAGGUGAUGACCAGAGACUCGCGUCACUCCGACCCCAAAGUCCUCCUCUCUGCCAUCUGCAGCCAGUGGCUCCCCGUCUCACAGGCUGUGCUGUUCAUGGUGUGUGAUAAGCUGCCCAGUCCGUUGGACAUGACCUCUGAGAGAAUAGAGAGACUGAUGAGUGUGGGAGCACGCAGGUUCCACUCACUACCCCUGCAGACCCAGGAACUGAAGACCGCCUUCAUGCAGUGUUCCAGUGAUGACACAGCCCCUGUCAUUGUGUUUGUGUCCAAGAUGUUUAUGGUGGACGCCAAGGCCCUGCCUCAGAACAAACAGAGGCCGUUGACCCAGGAGGAGAUGGCCCAGCGCAGGGAGCUGGCCAGACAGAGACACACUGAGAGGCUGGCAGCCAUUCAGCAGACGGAAAGUAGGGAGGGAAAUGCCCAAUCAGGAAGUACAACACCGGCAACCACUCCUGGUGGAGACAACACCAUAGGCAAUGAGGGUGUCUCAGGCCAGAUACAGGGCCUGCCUCUGAAGGCUAAACCAGAGGAGGAGGAGGGGAAGGAGACGUUCGUAGCCUUCGCCAGAGUCUACAGCGGGGUGGUCCGCAGAGGACAGAAGGUGUUUGUGAUGGGGCCCAAGUACGACCCUGCACAAGGCCUGCGCAUGCUCCCAGAGGGCAGUACUAGUGUGAGUGCCCGUCUCCCUCCCGUCCCUCACCUGGCCUGCUGCACCAUGGACAGCCUCUACCUGCUGAUGGGCAGAGAGCUGGAGGAACUAGAAGAGGUGCCAUCAGGGAACGUACUGGGUAUUGGCGGUCUCGAGGAGUAUGUGUUGAAGUCUGCGACCCUCUCCACCUCCCCUGCCCUCCCCCCUUUCAUCCCCCUCAACUUCGAAGCUACGCCCAUCGUACGAGUGGCCAUCGAACCCAAACACCCAAGUGAGAUGCCUAAGCUGGUACGGGGUAUGAGGCUGUUGAACCAGGCUGACCCGUGUGCUGAGGUUCUGAUCCAGGAGACAGGAGAACACGUACUGGUCACGGCCGGAGAGGUCCACCUGCAACGCUGUCUGGACGACCUCCGAGAGAGGUUUGCCAAGAUUGAGAUCAGUGCCUCCAAGCCUAUCAUCCCAUUCAGAGAGACCGUGAUCAGACCACCCAAAGUGGACAUGGUCAAUGAAGAUCUGGGAAACAACAGAAGGUGUGUGGCGGUGAUCCACCAGGUGAAAGAGUCAGACACCCUGCACCUGGACCCCAGCGGCCUGGUGACCCUCACCACCCCCAACAGACAGGCCACCGUGGGGGUACAGGCCAUACCACUACCCGAAGAGGUGACUCUUCUACUGGAGGGUAGUGCUGACUUGAUCCGGACCCUGGAGCAGGCAGGUCAGGCCCAGAGGGAGGGGAGGACCCUGGACAUGAGUACCUGGACCCUAGAUGCCCUGAUGGUGCUGAAGAGCAGGCUGGAGGUCCUGCUGCAGGGGAGGAAGUGGAGGAACGCUGUGGACCGGAUAUGGGCCUUUGGACCACGCAGGUAUGGACCAAACAUCCUCCUUAACAGCGUAGAGGGGUACCAGAGACCAUCCGUGUGGCACUGCCUCGAACGAGAGAAAGGAGAGAAAGAGGGAGGGGCGAAAGCUGAGGCCAGCGCCAUCCGAGACUUUGACAACAGCGUUGUCAGCGGUUUCCAGCUCGCCACCCUCUCUGGUCCAAUGUGCGAGGAGCCCCUCAUGGGCGUCUGCUUCUCUGUGGAGAGAUGGGACAUGAACUUCCCUACCCAGCGCACCCACCUGGACUCUGUGACUGAAGAAGACUCCAACUCCCUUGAUGCAUCUGUUUCCGAAAGCCCCGGUGAGGCAGGGGGAGCGGGUGAGACGCCUUCCCAGGCAGAGGGUGCCGUGGCUGGGGCGAGCCAGGGGAGACGCAGGGCGGAGGUUGUGGCCGGGCUAGUGGACUGCUACGGGCCGUUCUCUGGCCAGCUCAUAGCUGCUGUGAAGGAGGCUUGUCGGCACGCGUUCCAGGCCAAACCUCAGAGACUCAUGGCUGCUAUGUACACCUGUGAAAUCAUGGCUACAGCAGAGGUGUUAGGUCGUGUGUACGGGGUCCUGGGGAAGAGGGAGGGCCGAGUGUUACAGGAGGAGAUGAAGGAGGGGACGGAGAUGUUCAUCAUCAAGGCCGUCCUUCCUGUGGCCGAGAGCUUCGGAUUCGCUGAUGAGAUACGCAAGAGAACCAGUGGAUUGGCUAGUCCACAACUGGUCUUCAGCCACUGGGAGGUGAGGCGCGCUCACACAUACACCCUGUCGUGUGCAUCCUUGUGCAGACACACACACAGCAGGCAUACAACUCACACACAGCAGGCAUACAACACACACACACGCGCACACACACACACACACAGACAAAAACACAUGCAAGGCUCACUCCGUGGGGGGGUUGUGAGCGGCAACUCAUCAGUCUGAAAACAGGUGCUUGUA
Messenger RNA from Oncorhynchus nerka (sockeye salmon), 3540 nucleotides. It is a transcript of the gene efl1, whose product is annotated as elongation factor like GTPase 1. The record is from RefSeq and is a predicted model, not a curated record. Gene Ontology annotation, molecular function: GTP binding; GTPase activity; ribosome binding. Bases 85 to 3525 code for a protein of 1146 amino acids. Lineage: Eukaryota; Metazoa; Chordata; Actinopteri; Salmoniformes; Salmonidae. Gene Ontology annotation, biological process: cytosolic ribosome assembly. The transcript has 22 exons. Gene Ontology annotation, cellular component: cytosol; ribonucleoprotein complex.